Molecule: messenger RNA, 3399 nt
Organism: Culicoides brevitarsis
Lineage: Eukaryota; Metazoa; Arthropoda; Insecta; Diptera; Ceratopogonidae
Exons: 5
Coding region: 48-3326 (1092 amino acids)
Molecular function (GO): serine hydrolase activity
Source: RefSeq, a predicted model, not a curated record
ACGUUCUUUCAUAUCAAUUCGUAGUAUUUUUUGUAAAUUACAAAAAUAUGACAAGUCAUGAAAAAGAAGUAAUCGUCGAGACGAAUUCUUGUCGUGUCAAAGGAUUAUCUAAGAAAAGUCUCUUAGGUGAUGAUUAUUAUUCGUUUCAAGCCAUUCCUUACGCAAAAAAUCCAGUUGGAGAUUUGCGAUUUAAAGCACCUGUUCCCGUGGAUUCAUGCCCGAGUGACAUAAUCGACGCCAGAUUCGAAGGUCCCGUACCUUUUUAUGUCGAAAGUCACUUUGAAACUUAUCCACAAAGUGAGAAUUGUUUGCAUUUAAACGUUUACAGCAAAAAUUUAAAUCCAUUGAAUCAACUCGCCGUGAUUGUCUUUAUCUAUGGCGGGGCAUUCAACUCUGGUUCGAGCAUGACAAAGCUUUAUGGACCCGAUUAUUUCAUGCAAAAAGAUGUCGUUUUGGUUACCUUCAAUUAUCGCGUUGGUCCUUUGGGUUUUCUGCAUUUUGACGAUCCUACGCUAGGUGUCGCUGGCAACGCUGGCCUGAAAGAUCAACUUCUCGUACUGAAAUGGGUUCAAGCGAACAUUGAGAAAUUUGGCGGGAAUAAAAAUAAUGUCACCUUAGUUGGAGAUAGUGCUGGAGCGGGAUCUGUUAGUUACCAUUUAGCUUCUGAAGCCUCAAAAAAUUUGUUUCAUCGAGCAAUUUUGAUGUCUGGAACGACAUUUUGUGAUUGGGGAGUAAUGGCGCCAAAUCAUUUGGGAUUCUAUCUUGCGAACGCUACUGGAUGGAAUGGAAAUGGCGGCGAAAAAGGGGCUUAUGCGCAUUUAUUGACUGUCGAUCCGGAAGUUUUAACGAAAGCUAGUACUUCAAUUUUGACAGAUGAGCAUCGAAAACAAGGAUUGAUCUUUCCCUUUGGACCGAUGGUUGAAAAUUAUGACACUGAAAUGUCUUUUCUUCGAGAACAUCCUGUUAAGCUUUUAAGAAAUGCUUGGAGCAAAGAUAUUGACAUCGUUAUUGGCUGUACUUCACUUGAAGGAUUAAUGGUUGCCAAUACUUCAAUGUAUGAAGAACAUCGUAAAUCUAAUGAACCAUCUUUAUUCAUUCCUUUCGCUGCUCAAACCGGAAAAUCUCAAGAGCAACUUUCACAGGAUGUUAAAAAAAUUAAAGCUCUUUACAAUAAUUUUCAAGAUAAAAAGUCAUUUUAUGAGUUCGUUUCUGACUCACGAUUUGUCCAUGGAGCUCAUCGUAACGUCUUAUCACGCCUUCAUCAUCCUGGCCUUGGUAAAACUUACUUUUAUCGUUUCUCCUACGACUUUCCGGAACGAAACCAUCAUAAAAUCGUUUUUGGAGCUAAAGGUCUUGCUGGAGCUGCUCACGCUGAUGAUCUUUCCUACAUUUUCACGAAUGGUUGGGCGCCACCUCCUGCCAAAGAUACCGCUGAAUGGAACGCCAUUCAAAAAACUCUCGAUUUUUACGUAGGAUUUGCCAUUCACGGAAGUCAAAAGAUGCAAGAAAUUGGCUGGAAUGAAGUCAAAAAGGAAGAUUUGCCUUACAACUAUGAAGGUAUGGAAAUUGACCAAGAAUGGCGAAUGCAGAAAAUGCCAGAACUAUCAAGAAUGCCCGUCUGGGAUGAUUUGUUUCAAAAAAGUGACUUGUAUUGUAGAAUUCUUUUAGUAGUGAAGACGUCUUUAUUGCAAAAAAAAAUCUCUCUCAGAAAAAUGACUCAGGAAGUGUUGAUUGACACGAAAUCUGGCAGAGUCAAAGGUCUUUACAAGGAAAGUCUCUUAGGUGACGAAUAUUUUUCGUUUCAAAGCAUUCCGUAUGCAAAAGCGCCAAUUGGAGAACUGAGAUUUAAAGCUCCUGUCCCAAUCGAUCCGUGGGAAGGAACAGUAGAUGCCACGAAAGAAGGACCUGUUCCUCAUUACGCAAGAAGUCAUUUUGGUCAUUUGGUGGUCAAAUGUGAAAAUUGUCUACAUUUGAAUGUUUACAGCAAAAAUGUUCACCCAACCCAAAAAUUGCCUGUGAUAAUUUUUAUCUAUGGAGGUACUUUCAACUCUGGCUCUAGCAGUACGACUUCUUAUGGUCCCGAUUAUUUCAUGCAAAAAGAUGUCGUGUUAGUUACCUUCAACUAUCGCGUUGGUCCUCUUGGUUUUUUGCACUUUAAUGACCCAUCUUUAAAUAUUCCCGGCAAUGCUGGUCUCAAAGAUCAACUUCUCGUCCUGAAAUGGGUUCAAGCGAACAUUGAGGCCUUUGGAGGUGACAAAGAUAAUGUCACUUUAGUCGGAAAUAGUGCUGGCGCAGCUUCCGUUGGUUAUCAUUUGCUCGUCGAAGCUUCCAAAGAUCUCUUUCAUCGAGCAGUUUUGAUGUCGGGAACAGCUUUUUCAACUUGGAGUGUAAUGCCGCCUAAUACGUUGAGCUUGGAUUUGGCAAAAGAGACUGGAUGGGAUGGCAAUGGCGGAGAUCGAGGUGCUUAUGAACAUCUUUUGACUGUGGAUGCGGAUACGUUGAUGGAAAAAAGUAAAAAUUUACUCACUAAAGAUCAUUUAUUGCAAGGAAUUUUAUUGGCAUUUGCUCCAAUGGUCGAGACCUAUGACAGUGAGUCGAGUUUUAUGCGGGAACAUCCAAUUAAGCUCGCUCGGAAUGCUUGGAGCAAAAAUAUUGACAUCGUAGUUGGUUUUGUGACAAAUGAGGGACUUUUUCAAACCACGAAUGAGAAUAAAAUGUUUUACAAAAUGGUCCCGAGUUACCAUCUAGUUGUGCCUCAAGACGCUAGAAAAGAUAAAUCUGAAGAAAUUUUGAUGAAUCACGGAGAAAAUAUUAAGAAAGUCUAUAAUGACUUUCAAGAUCUCUCAACGGACAAUUUGAAACCAUUUUUUGACUUCGUGACUGACUUGACAUUCCUUCACUCCAUCCACCGCAACAUCCUCUCGCGUUUCAAGCACGAAUCAACAGGAAAAACUUUUCUUUAUCGCUUUUCUUACCACUUUCCAACGCGAAAUCAUCGCAAACACGCUUUUGGUGCCGCUGCCCAUGACGGAGUUUGUCACGGCGACGAUCUUUCCUACCUUUUCACGAAUGCUUUUGGUCCAGUGCCGGAAAAAGAUACCGAUGAAUGGCAUGCGGUGCAAAAAACAGUUCAGUUUUUGACAGAUUUUGCAACUAAGGGAAGUCAAAAGAUGGAAGAACUUGAAUGGAAAGAGAUUGAGAAGCAUGAGUUGCCUUAUGAUUAUUGCUGCAUGCAAAUCGGGCAUGAAUGGAAAUAUACCAAAGUGGAUGAAAUUUAUCGGAUGCAAGCAUGGGACACGAUCUAUGAGGAACAUGAAUUAUGUUAAGUGACCAAAUUUGUGAUUUUAAAACAAAAUCUGACAAGUAUUAUAAAAUAAAAAAAAAGUUAAAUUUUUGAAA